Molecule: messenger RNA, 333 nt
Organism: Microthlaspi erraticum
Lineage: Eukaryota; Viridiplantae; Streptophyta; Magnoliopsida; Brassicales; Brassicaceae
Source: the annotation of a GenBank genome assembly
AUGGCAUCUCAUGGUCUCGGUGACGAUCAGGCUCAUGUCUACUACGGUAGCGGUCAUUCCUCUCACUCAAGCCGGCGCCGAGCUAGAAGGCAGCGAGAAGAGCCCAACCGUAUGGUUGAGAACUUGGGCGGCUACAAAAUGAAGAUUCCACCGUUCCAUGGCCGGAAACAAUCCGACGAGUACAUGGAUUGGGAAAAGAAGUGCGAGUUCAAUUUCAACUUGCACAACAUCAUUGGAGACAACCGUGUCAAGCUAGCCGUCUCGGAGUUCAACGAUUAUGCGUUGAGAUGGUGGGAACAAAUCAUUUUGGCGCGAGAUUGGUGGUGCCUUUGA